UGACUGCAAUUUUUUUUUUUUUUUUUUCCUGCCAAACCAGAAUUAGCCGGUAUAGGAAUGAGCGAGCGUGGAGAUUUGAAAUUGCACGGAUUGGAAGGAAGCUCAGGUUAGGUUCGGGCACCUCCGAACGCACCGUUUUUAAAGCCACACGUACUGAGGCCUCGAGCUCGAAGCUCCACAAAACGGAGCUGGCCCGGCAGCCAGCGGCAGAGGCGCCGGGAGCCCGCACAGCGCACCGAGCCCGGCGGAGCGCCGAGCUGCGGGUACCCGCAUCUCCAGGAUGAUAGGCGACAUCGCUACAAUUCUCUCCGCCCAGCCGCUCAGGGGGCUCCGAGGAAGACAGCAAGUUCGGGCAUCCGGGCCAGGAGCCGAGUGAGGCCGCCGCCUCGCGGGCUGCGGGCGAAAAUCUUGGACAAUGUAUACAAGCCAUGAAGACAUUGGGUAUGAUUUUGAAGAUGACCCCAAAGAGAAGAAGACACUUAAACCCCACCCAGACAUUGAUGGUGGAUGGGCUUGGAUGAUGGUCCUUUCCUCUUUCUUUGUGCACAUCCUUAUCAUGGGCUCCCAGAUGGCCCUGGGAGUCCUCAACGUGGAGUGGCUCGAAGAAUUCCAUCAGAGCCGCGGCCUGACCGCGUGGGUCAGCUCCCUCAGCAUGGGCGUCACCUUGAUCGUGGGACCCUUCAUUGGCUUGUUCAUCAAUACCUGCGGGUGCCGCCGGACAGCAAUCAUCGGAGGGCUGCUGAACUCGCUGGGCUGGGUGUUGAGUGCUUAUGCGGCAAACGUGCAUUAUCUCUUUAUUACCUUCGGACUCGCAGCUGGCUUUGGCAGCGGGAUGGCCUACCUGCCGGCCGUGGUCAUGGUGGGCAGGUACUUCCAGAAGAGGCGCGCCCUCGCCCAGGGCCUCAGCACCACGGGGACUGGGUUUGGCACAUUUCUCAUGACGGUUCUGCUCAAGUACCUGUGCGCGGAGUACGGGUGGCGGAAUGCCAUGUUCAUCCAAGGCGCCGUGUCCCUGAACCUGUGUGUCUGCGGGGCGCUCAUGAGACCUCUCUCUCCUGGGAUGGAUGGAGACGUCCCAGGAGGGAAAGAGCCACACGUGAUCCCUGCUCACUCCACCGAAUCGAUUAGGUCCAGCGGACAACCAGGCGGAACUGAGGAAAAGGAGGGUGGCCCCGGCACCGACGACUCCCUCGGGGACGUGCCAGUCCCGGAGAAGGCCGCGCACCGAAAGGACAUGUGCGCCUUUCGGGUUCUGAAGAUGAUGAGCCAGCUGACCGUGAAAAUCAGGAAGGGCUUCCAGGAUUGGUACUCGGGCUAUUUUGGAACAGCCUCGCUCUUUACUAAUCGGAUGUUUGUCGCCUUUGUCUUCUGGGCUCUGUUUGCAUACAGCAGCUUUGUCAUCCCUUUCAUUCACCUCCCAGAGAUAGUCAAUUUGUACAAUUUAUCCGAAGAAAACGAUGUUUUCCCUCUGACGUCGAUUAUAGCAAUAGUUCACAUCUUCGGAAAAGUGAUCCUGGGCAUUGUGGCCGACCUACCUUGCAUCAGCGUCUGGAAUGUCUUCCUCAUGGCCAACUUCACCCUGGUCCUUUGUAUUUUUAUUCUGCCCUCGAUGCACACGUACGCCAGCCUGGCGGUCAUCUGUGCGCUGAUAGGAUUUUCCAGCGGUUAUUUCUCCCUGAUGCCCGUGGUGACUGAAGACUUGGUGGGGAUCGAGCACCUGGCCAACGCCUACGGCAUCAUCAUCUGUGCUAAUGGCAUCUCCGCGUUGCUGGGACCACCUUUUGCAGGCUGGAUCUAUGACAUCACACAAAAAUACGAUUUUUCCUUCUACGUAUGUGGUUUACUCUACAUGGUAGGGAUACUCUUUUUACUCAUUCAACCAUGUAUUCACAUUAUAGAACAAUCCAGAAAAAAAUACAUGGAUGGUGCCAAUGCGUAGUGUCAUGUCAUGUUCCAUGUAAGAUGUCUUUCCUCCUCACGCCUACCUCACAUGGCUGCUGUGAGGCGCCUGUGACAUAUCCUGGGAAAGCACAUUGUACGUAACUGGCACUGUCAUUUGUAAAUGCCAUUGUCAUGGCUUCUUUCGGAGGCAGCCCUGCCUUUCCAUGUGGGGAGAAGCAAUGCCGGGAGAUAUGAAGGUAUACAUGCAUUUUAGAGGUGACAGUGACCUUCAAAGACAGCCUAUUAAAUCACUGGUAGAGAUGCCCUUAGAAAAACCAUUCUCUCUCUAGUCCUCCUCUAAGACUAGGGUUUUGGAUACAGCUUUUAAAACAAAGACAAGGAAUUGGCGUUCCCGUCGUGGCUCAGUGGUUAACGAAUCCGAUUAGGAACCAUGAGGUUGCAGGUUCGAGCCCUGGCCUCGCUCAGUGGGUUAAGGAUCUGGCAUUGCCGUGAGCUGUGUAGGUUGCAGACGCAGUUCGGAUCCCACGUUGCUGUGGCUCUGGCGUAGGCUGGUGGCUACAGCUCCGAUUGGACCCCUAGCCUGGGAACCUCCAUAUGCCACAGGUGCGGCCCUAAAAAGACAAAAGAUAAAAAAAAUAAAAUAAAAUAAAACAAAGACAAGGAAUUAAAGCUUUUCAACUCACCUGCUUUUUUUUGUAAGGUGAAAAUAAGGUAUCAAAAUGCUUUUGGGGAAGCUUACAGGUAAAGGUCUCCUCUACCUUUCGAAAGCAUUUUUGCCCCUCCACUUAUACAAAGACCUACUUUAUUGCUUGUUUCUGCUCAGCAGAAGAAACCCAAGGAGGACAUUGCUUUUAUUUAAAAAUUUUUUUAAAUUAAAAAAAAAAAAAUGGAGUUCCCGUCAUGGCGCAGAGGAAAGACAUCCAACUAGGAACCAUGAGGAUGCGAGUUCGAUCCCUGGCCUUGCUCAUCAGGUUGGGAUCUGGCGUUGCCAUGAGCUGUGGUGUAGGUCGAAGAUGUGGCUAGGAUCCUGAGUUGCUGUGGCUGUGGCUGUGAUGUAGACCAGCAGCUGCAGCUUCAAUUCAAACGAUAGCUUGGGAACUUCCAUAUGCUGCAAGUGCAGUCCUUAAAUAAAAUAAAAAUAAAAAUAAAAAAAGGCACACUGCCUCCAGCAGUUUUUCAACAAACUUUAUAGAGGAAACACAUGCCCAGAGCAGUAAAAGUGGCUUGGCCAAGCUCCUCCCCGGGAACCACACAGCAUCUCAGUGUCGAUUGCCAUAGCUUUGAGCUCUGUGGGCAUCUGGGCUUGAUCUCAAUUUAUUCUGUGCCUCACAAAAAAGAUGUGUCCUAAGGUCAUUGCUUUUUUGCACUGUGCCAUUUUGGUUAAGAUUUCAUUGAACGCUCUGCUUUUGGAUAGUGGAGGAAACCUAUAAAGGGGCUUUAAGCACAAGAACGUGACUAGAGGAGUUCCCAUCGUGGCUCAGUGGUUAACGAAUCUGACUAGGAACCAUGAGGGUGCGGGUUUGAUCCCUGGCCUUGCUCAGUGGGUUAAGGAUCCGGCGUUGCCGUGAGCUGUGGUGUAGGUUGCAGACUCAGCUUAGAUCCCACGUUGCUGUGGCUGUGGUAUAGGCCAGCGGCUUCAGCUCCGAUUAGACCCCUAGCCUGGGAACCUCCAUAUACCAGGGGAGCGGCCCUAGAAAUGGCAAAAAGACAAAAAGAAAAAAAAAAAGAAAAAGUACAUGACUAGAUUUCAUAUUGUUAUAGGGAGCUAUUGAUCUAUGAGGGUAAAACGAAGGCAGGCUCUCAUUUCAAAGGUAGUACCUUUAGUACAAUUAAGGAAACACAGUUUGUAUUUCUAUUAAGGAAUUCUGCAGCCAGGGAAUACAGUUUCUAAAUCUUCCUCUAAGAAAAGCCAUUAAUCCUAUUUCAUCGAUGCAAACGAUUGCAUUUGGAAUAGAUAAGUGAUGAGAUCCUGCUGUACAGCACAGGGAACUAUGUCUAGUCACCUGGGAUGGAACAUGAUGGAGGAUAAGGUGAGCAAAAGAAUGUAUGUAUAUAUAUAUAUAUAUGGCUGGGUCACUCUGCUAUACCACAGAAAUUGAGAGAACAAUGUAAAUCAACUGUAAUAAACAAAAACCUAAAAAAAAUUCCUAAUUCAGUACUGUUCAGUCGUAAACUGAAUCUUGAGGCAAAACCUUAAGAAAUAAUACUAAUAAUCUCCUUAGUGAAAGUCAUAUUUGUGCAUAUCACCUUUGAAUCAAGGGCUACAAUUCAAGCACUUUUAUUCAUCGCACUGGCAUAGUUUAUAAGCAUGAUCUGGGGCCUAUAGAAAUUUUUUUUCUGUGUUUCUCCUGCCCAGUAAAUAAAAUAGACAACUAAUUGCUGGUUGGCAUGUAAAGUCGGUGGUUAAAUCAUUUGUAAAGCAUGUUACUGAUUCCAAAAAUAUAGGACUAUCAAGUCGUAAGAGUGAUAUACGAAACGCCCUUGGUCCGAAUGUCUGUGCACUUGACAUUGGAGUAGGGGUAACAAAUAGCCCUGCUCCGCUGCCUCUUGGGCUACGGACAAUUCAUUUGCCCAAGCUCAGCACAGUUUUUAAAAUAGUUCUCUUGAUGGAUUUCAUGCGGACGAUAACUUUGCUCCGUGGCAUCAAAUAAUGCUCUUCCUUUAUCGAAGAUCUCUAUUUUUCUAAGCCAAACAUUUUUCAGACUACAGAAUGGUUCUUCCCAGCAUCAUUUUGAAAUUUCUGGCUGCCUCUCUUUGGACACAUAGCUGAGAACUGUUUAAAUUUCCACUCACAAUGUGCUCAUCACACACACGAAAAUACUUGAAUAUCAUUGCCAGUGUCUUAGGUCACAUUUAUCUAAAGUGCAUACAGACCCCUCUCCAUCGUCCUUGGCAAUGAGAGGCACAUAUGGCACCAGUAAUUGGAGUCGCAGAGUGUUACCCCAGCCUAAUUUCAGCCAGCCGUUUCAGUCUUUUCCUUCCCCAAACCCUUCGGAGUGGUUGACGAGUGACUAUGUGGACGUGUUUUCUUUUUGUUUCAUCUCCAUUAUUUCCUGCUCCGAUGUCUGGUGGGAGGGCUGUGUCAUGAAAGGGACCACCGAAAUGACAAUAAUCAUACAAGGCAGCUAAUGGAAAGGAGAAACAGAAGCAUGGCUAAUAUACACACGCAAUAUUACCUCCAAUGAUUUGAGAAUUGCCUGUAAAUUAUUAUAGAUAAUAAACUGCAUGUCAUACUCCAUUUGGUCCAACAUGAAGACCUGUUUUUCAUGACAGCUUUGGCUGCUGUUAAAGAACCCAGCUUGGCGGGGGCGAGGGGGGUGUUUGUUUGUUGUUUGUUUGUUGAUUUGUGGCCGUGCCCUCUGCAUGUGGAAAUUCCCAGGCCAGGGAUCUAACCCGUGCCACAGCAGUGACCUGGGCCGCUGCAGUGGCACCCCCGGAUCCUUCACCCGCUGCACCACAAGGGAACUUCCUCGGCACUCUGUUUUUGAUAAAAGUAAUCUCAAAUGCUGACACAAUGUUCUAUCUCUCUAUAUAUAUUUACCAUUAAAUGAGGAGUUUUAGAUGGAAAAACACGUGUUUUAAUACUGACUGCAUCCUUAGGUCAUUGACCGACAAUAUACCAAAUUGAGGAGAGGCGGUGUUAAAUAUUUGGAAUGGUGCUAUUCGGCCAAGUGUUUGGAUGCUCACACUGCUAGUUGUGCAUCAUCAGUGUGAACUUUUUAUCCAAUGACUCAGCUCUAGUUAAAUAUCCAGGUGAGAUCGGCUCAUGUUCAGUCUGUACAGUUGUUUGUUGAUUUGCUGUAUUUAUGGGCAUGGUCAUUUCUACCAAAUCAGAAGUCCCUAUUUUAUAAAAACAAAGGAAAACACACUUGCAAUAUUCCUGUUUGCCAACAACAAAAAAAGAGAAUGCUUAUAAAGAAUUACCACAAAUACAUUAAUAUUUUCUGUUUAAGAUGUUAUUUAUAGUUCUUUGAAGAUAUUAUAAAGGUUGAUUGUAUAUUUAUAUUAUGUACUUUAUAGGUUUUUCCCUCAUGUAUCCAAAUGAUUAUUUACAUACGACUAAAUAAAUUUUCUCCUCUUUAAA
This is a messenger RNA of Sus scrofa (pig), 5986 nucleotides long. The record is from RefSeq and is a predicted model, not a curated record. Lineage: Eukaryota; Metazoa; Chordata; Mammalia; Artiodactyla; Suidae.